UCACGAAAUACUCAGCUUGCGAUGCGCCAAUCAGUAGGGGUGCUGCGCUUCGUUACCCCUCGACCGUCUCGACCGUCUCGACCGUGCCAUGCUUCGUGGAAAGCACUUGGCCGCGGAUACCUUACGAGUCGAUGUCCAAGCUGCGGGAGAUCUUGCUGGCACGAGCCAAGGAAUCGGCCAAGAUCCACCCUUUGGAUCGACCAGACCAUGAGGCUCACGUUGAACAUUUGCCACCCCUUCGGCCGCCCAUCGCUCGAAAGAAGGUCGCGGACGCGCCACCAAAAGUCGCAGAGGUGACCCAACUCCCUCGCCUGGGCCCACCCAGCGCGCGGGCGGGUCCCAGCGGCGGACCCACCCGGCGUGGGAAGGUGCCGGCCUACCUGAGGAGACGUCAGGCAGAGUUGGCAGAAGAGAGGCGGCUCGCGGAGAUGCCGCAGAAGCCGCAAGCACCUCCAGGCUACAGGCUCGUGGAGGAGGAGGAGCGGCAGAUGACGGUGGAGGCCUUGCGGCAGCGUCGAGUGGAGGUGGAGCGAGCUUUGAACGCGUUGCCUUUCAAGAUCGAGACGCCUGGGCAGAAACGUCGAGAGAAAGAUUUGUUGACUUCCUUAGCAUCCUGGCGAAAACGUGCGGCGAAACAUGAGAAGUAUGGGGAGGCAACGAGAUCGCUGCUAAAUGGUAGGCAACUCCCUGGCCAGUUGCAAAAAGGACCAGAAUGAUGGUCCAUCUCCAGCUUGAACAGAGACCCCUGAAUGGCAUCCAGGAUCACCAAGUAUUCGUUGCUCGGGACCGCAACACUUGGGGGAUCGUGACGAUGCGGGUUGCCAUCGGCCAUGCAUGAAAGACCCACAACUACCGUGGCUGCUCACAUGGCAAUGACGAUCAAAUUUGUGAGACUCUUUCGCCCUGUUCAACAUCCAACCUCUCACGAAUCACCGCAUAUGAACGAGGCACAAGUGGAGAAGCUGCAGCAGAUGUUUGGGAACUCCACCGUUUUCGUGCCGGAAGAUGCUGGGCCUAUUUUCGGGGAUACGGCUCCGGUCGCUAAGCCUAGGGAGGUGAAGCACCCACCCUCCGGCCGAGGGCCGUGAGGCGCGCGCCUCAGCCGGAAGAGGCUGAGAAUCCCAGAUGGGAUAGCUUUAGUAAUUACAUGGAGACAUGGAAAGGCACU
Durusdinium trenchii is the source of this 1168-nucleotide messenger RNA. NCBI's taxonomy places the organism in Eukaryota, Dinophyceae, Suessiales, Symbiodiniaceae. The record is from the annotation of a GenBank genome assembly.